AUGGAACACUUCAAGGACGUUCUUAACCAACCAACACCCUCGAUCCUCUUCAACUUUGACCAGGAAACACCAGCCCCACCUCUGAACGCUAGUUCAGAAGAGAUAACCAGGACUGAGAUUGCAGAAGCAAUCAAGAGCCUCAAAAACAACAAGACACCAGGACCCGACGAAGUAACUACUGAAUUGCUGAAGCACGGCCAGGAGGUUGUUGUGGAGGGUCUCAAACACCUGUUCAACCGGAUUUGGCAUGCUGAAGAAUUCCCUGCCAACUGGAGACGCGGGGUCAUAGUGACGCUGCCAAAAAAGGGAAACCUCGCAGACUGUAACAACUGGCGGAGAAUCACGCUGCUGUCUAUCCCUUGCAAGGUAUUCUGCUGUGUGCUGCUCAAAUGCCUUAAAGACGAGGUAGAUACCAUCUUGAGGGAAGAUCAAGCCGGCUUCCGAGAGGGUAGAUCCUGCUCCGAACGAAUCUUCACUCUCCGAAACAUCAAAGAACAGUGCCAAGAAUUCCAGAUACCCCUCACAAUCAAUUACAUCAAUUUCAAGAAAGCUUUCGACAGCAUCCACCAGGAAUCACUGUGGCAUACUAUCCAACUAUACUGUAUACCACCCAAGUAUGUCAAAAUCAUCAGGGCCCUAUAUCAUAACUCCACUUGCCGAGUAAAAACCACCAACGGCAAAACCAAUGACUUUAACAUCGUGACUGGGGUAAGACAGGGUUGCAUCCUGUCACCCUUACUUUUUAUUACAGUCAUUGACUUUGUGAUGAGGAAAACUGUCAUCGGGGCAAACCACAGCAUCAAGUGGGGAGGGGGCAGACUGGCAGAUCUAGACUUUGCAGACGAUUUGGCGCUCUUUAGCCAUACCCACGUUGCACUCAAAGAAUUGACAAACAACCUGCAUGAGCAAGGAGCAAAAGUCGGUCUACGUAUAAGCCAAGAAAAGACCAAGGCCAUGACCAUUGCACAACAUCAACACCUUCCACCACUCACCAUAGGCGAGCAAGACAUAGAGUACAUCAAGAACUUCACAUACCUCGGAAGCAACGUCUCAAAUACUGGACACGUGGAGAAAGACGUACAGACCAGAAUUGGCAAAGCUGCCAGAGUCUUCCAAUGA
Messenger RNA from Xyrichtys novacula (pearly razorfish), 1119 nucleotides. NCBI's taxonomy places the organism in Eukaryota, Metazoa, Chordata, Actinopteri, Labriformes, Labridae. The record is from the annotation of a GenBank genome assembly.